CAGCAACCGCUGUUGCCCACUGCAAGAGAGGAAAUGGCCUCAUUAAGGUGAAUGGAAGACCUCUGGAAAUGAUUGAGCCCAGAACUCUGCAGUAUAAACUGCUUGAACCUGUCCUCCUCCUGGGGAAGGAACGGUUUGCUGGUGUUGACAUCAGAGUCCGUGUAAAGGGUGGUGGCCACGUAGCACAAAUCUACGCUAUCCGUCAAGCUAUUUCCAAAGCAUUGGUGGCUUACUAUCAAAAAUAUGUUGAUGAAGCCUCUAAGAAAGAGAUCAAGGAUAUUCUAAUCCAGUAUGACAGGACUCUGCUGGUUGCAGAUCCUCGCCGUUGUGAAUCCAAGAAAUUUGGAGGACCUGGUGCUCGUGCGCGCUACCAGAAGUCUUACCGUUAAAAUUGUUCUGCGGUCAUGUGACAGUCAAUAAACAUCAAGAGAAUUUGAUAAAUUUCA
Molecule: messenger RNA, 446 nt
Organism: Charadrius vociferus (killdeer)
Lineage: Eukaryota; Metazoa; Chordata; Aves; Charadriiformes; Charadriidae
Gene: RPS16
Product: ribosomal protein S16
Exons: 4
Coding region: 69-389 (106 amino acids)
Biological process (GO): maturation of SSU-rRNA from tricistronic rRNA transcript (SSU-rRNA, 5.8S rRNA, LSU-rRNA); translation
Cellular component (GO): cytosolic small ribosomal subunit; ribosome
Molecular function (GO): RNA binding; structural constituent of ribosome
Source: RefSeq, a predicted model, not a curated record